This is a messenger RNA of Haliotis rubra (blacklip abalone), 2431 nucleotides long. Its product is annotated as maltase A3-like. The coding region runs from base 121 to 2040 and encodes 639 amino acids. Gene Ontology annotation, biological process: carbohydrate metabolic process. NCBI's taxonomy places the organism in Eukaryota, Metazoa, Mollusca, Gastropoda, Lepetellida, Haliotidae. The transcript is spliced from 14 exons. The record is from RefSeq and is a predicted model, not a curated record.
CGGUGGUUCAGUCUAUAAAAAGACGACCUCGCGCUUUUCUAUAAGCAUACAGGAUAGGCAUACAGGUUUUGUAUGUUGACACUCGGCAACAGGUAAUCGACUAAGGAUGAAGAGUCGACUAUGAAGCGCAGAGGACUCACGGGGACGAACGCGAGUUACGACAUAUCCUCCAUCAACCACCCAGCACACAGCCACAAGCUCUUCGCCAACAGACAGAAAAUAGUAGUCUUUUUGCUGCCCUUACUCGCUGUCCUGGCGUGGAUGAGCCCCUGGGACGAGAGGGUGGCGGAACAUACUCCCCCUUCCCUAUCAUGGUGGCAGACAACCAUCGUCUAUCAGAUCUACCCACGGUCCUUCCAAGACUCGGAUGGAGAUGGUGUGGGUGACUUAAGAGGCAUCACACAGCGUUUGGACUACAUCCGGUCUCUCAACGUAAGGGCAAUAUGGCUGAGUCCUAUCUUCCGGUCUCCAAUGCGAGACUUCGGCUAUGAUAUUUCAAACUACACUGACAUCGACCCGACUUUCGGAACCCUGGAGGACUUCGACAAUCUCAUUUCAGCAGCACAUGACAGGGGGAUCAAAGUAAUUUUGGAUUUUGUGCCAAACCACUCCAGUGACCUGCACCCGUGGUUUCAACUGAGCCGACAGGGCGUGGCACCAUACAAGGACUACUACGUUUGGACACGCCCAGGGGAACCCCCCAACAACUGGUUGAGUCUAUUCCGUGGUUCGGCGUGGAUGCUGGACAGCGUCCGAGGAGAGCUAUACUACCACGCCUUCAUGGUGAAGCAGCCGGACCUCAACUGGAGAUGUGCUCAACUGGUGGAAGAGAUGGAUAAUGUGCUGAGGUUCUGGCUGAGUCGAGGCGUAGAUGGGUUUCGAGUGGAUGCAAUACAAAACCUGUUUGAGACAGAGGAUCUCGAACCACCUCUGGAGAUACUUAGAGAAGACAUCGAUAACUGGUACUCUCUGCGACACGACUACACAUUUGACUUGCCGGAAAUAGGUGGCGCUGUGAGACGAUGGCGGGACGUUUUGAAUGAAUACGAGGCUCGGGAUGGAAAGGAUAACUGGUACUCUCUGCGACACGACUACACAUUUGACUUGCCGGAAAUAGGUGGCGCUGUGAGACGAUGGCGGGACGUUUUGAAUGAAUACGAGGCUCGGGAUGGAAAGGCAAGGUACCUGGUUGUGGAGACACUCUUCGACAAUGACGUUUCAAAAAGGAACCAAUACUACACCUUCGGUGCCGAUAUGCCCUUCAACUUUGACCUUCUGCGGGUCAACAGGUCAUGCGGAGGUCGAUGUAUUCGACAUUAUGUUGACAGGGAGCUCGGCCAUCUUUCACAAGGCCAGUGGCCGAACUUUGUGGUCGGUAACCAUGACAAUCCCCGUAUCGCCAGCAAGAUGGGUAAAGAUUUUGUGAACGCUGUCAACAUGAUGUUGCUGACGUUACCGGGUACACCCACAACAUACUAUGGAGAAGAGCUGGGGAUGUCGGAUGUCCGGGUACCUUUCGACCAGGGUCAAGAUCUUCAAGCUAAAGGCCAAGGCGAGGAAUAUUUCCGGAAGUACAGUCGCGACCCAUCGCGGACACCAAUGCAAUGGAAUGGCGGGAAACAUGGCGGGUUCACAUCCGGUCGCUUGCCCUGGCUACCGGUCAGCGAGAAGUCAUUAUAUGAGAAUGUGGAGCAUCAAACUUCAUCAGAGUUGUCUCCCCUGAAGCUGUACCGGAAAUUGGCUGCCUUAAGAGAUCAACCGUGUUUCCAAUAUGGCGGCUUUGAGUACGGAAUCGUACAUGACAAAAUAUUUUCAUACAUUCGUUCCGUAGUGGGAGGACAGACCUACCUUGUCACGAUCAAUUUCGGACAUGAAACGUCGAGAGAUAAUUACACCGAAGGGUUGAACGGCCAGAGUCAUGGAGAGAUAUCUAUCACCACAGAAAACAUACACUCUGGAAAAUAUAAACCCGGUGAUAAAGUAAAUCUACAUCAGUUAGAACUUAAACCCGGGGAAGGUUUAAUUGUUAAAAUACGAUAGCAAACAGCUGUCUUAAACUGUCAUCGCUAAAUGGUUGAGAUUAUGAUAGUUUCCGGUUUUUACGUAAUUGUCUCCAGAAAUUGCGGAAAGUGAUCGCGAACAUAGUCUGCAUUUAACAAAACCCCAGGUUCCCCCUCCUCAGGAAUGUUGCAUCAGCUGAAGUGGGCUUGUGCGUGGGUGCGAAUACAACAACCUAAAGUUUCAUUUGUUGGCUGCACUGUUAAAAUGUUCCUUGUCGCUCACCUUAGGGUCUAAACGUGAUUUGGAAUUUGUGUAAAGCGCCACAUGUGGGAAGGACACUAUUCACCUCUCAUUGUAGGUAAUAUAUUCAGAAUGUCUAACAUAAAUGAAGCGAAAACUGACUAUAUAUUUACACUGCUUCUGUUGUCAU